Neurospora tetrasperma FGSC 2508 is the source of this 1522-nucleotide messenger RNA. Its product is annotated as 3-oxoacyl--synthase. The transcript is spliced from 3 exons. The coding region runs from base 22 to 1329 and encodes 435 amino acids. Gene Ontology annotation, biological process: fatty acid biosynthetic process. The record is from RefSeq and is a predicted model, not a curated record. NCBI's taxonomy places the organism in Eukaryota, Fungi, Ascomycota, Sordariomycetes, Sordariales, Sordariaceae. Gene Ontology annotation, molecular function: 3-oxoacyl-[acyl-carrier-protein] synthase activity.
CAAGAAUAACAUGGAAAGAUAAUGAGACGCGUGGUAGUGACAGGCCUCGGUGCCAUCACGCCCUUGGCCGUCGGCAUCCGUCCCACCUGGCGCCGGCUCUUGGACUCUCAUUCGGGCAUCGUCAGCGUCGCCGACCUCGAGCCCCAGGACAAAUGGAAAGAGCUCACCAGCACCGUGGCCGGCCUUGUUCCUACGCCUGCGAGGAACAAGCAGAAUGUUGACGAGCAGCACACUUGGAAGGCUGCGGACUGGUUGGAGCCUUCAGACCAGAGACGCAUGUCUCUCUUCGCCCAGUAUUCUGUCGCUGCUACCGAAAUGGCCCUGCAAGAUGCUGGGUGGAAGCCCACGAGGCAGGAAGACCUUGAAGCCACAGGUGUCUGCAUGGGAAGCGGAAUCGGUAACUUGGAUGACUUUUAUAACACCAGCGUCACGUAUGACAAAGAGGGCUACAAGAAGGUCUCCCCUCUCUUCGUCCCCAAGAUUCUUAUCAACCUCGGGGCUGGCCACAUCGCCAUGCGCUACGGUUUCCGUGGGCCCAACCACUCUGCCACCACCGCUUGUACCACCGGCGCUCACUCCAUCGGUGACGCCUCCCGCUUCAUUGCCUUUGGCGACGCUGAUGUCAUGGUCGCCGGCGGCUCCGAGUCCUGCAUUCACCCCUUAACUUUUGCUGGCUUUGGCCGGUCUCGCUCGCUGUCUACCGCAUACAACCACGAUCCGACAUCUGCCUGCCGACCCUUUGACAAGGACCGCGCCGGCUUCGUGGUAUCCGAGGGUGCUGCUGUCCUCAUUCUAGAGGAGCUGGAGCACGCCAAGAGGCGCGGCGCUAGGAUCUUGGCCGAGCUGAAGGGGUAUGGAUGCAGUGGUGAUGCACAUCACAUGACGGCGCCAAGGGCUGAUGGCUCAGGGGCAUUCCUGUCUAUGAAGAGGGCGCUCAUGAAUGCGAGUGUUAAGCCGGGGGAGGUGGACUAUAUCAAUGCCCAUGCCACGGGGACGGCUGUAGGAGAUGCGGCUGAGGCGAUUGCCAUUCGGUCGCUGAUGAUGGGUGAAGAAGGAGUGGACGACGAGUCAAGGAUUACGGUAAGCAGCACCAAGGGAGCGAUUGGUCAUCUUCUUGGGGCGGCGGGGGCCAUUGAAUCAGUGUUUUCAAUCUUGGCCAUUGCUGAGGGAGCCAUACCCCCCACUCUCAACUUGACCAGUCCCAAUGUCGGUGUUGGAUUCAACUUUGUCCCUGUUCAGGCGCAGCAAAAGGAAGUCAAGGUGGCCAUGUCCAACAGCUUUGGCUUCGGGGGCACCAAUGCUUCCUUGGUAUUUUCAAAGUUCGAGUAGCCAUCAUAUUUUCAGGGAGAUGCCGGGUGAAGGCUUCUUUGCCAAAGUUUGUCCUCCCACCUGUCUUUAUCCCUUUUCCUACCUACCGCAGACGCGCAUUAGGGGUGCAUUUUCCGCAUAGAAUUCCCACAGGACGGAUGAAGUUCACGCAUUGCAUAUAGAGUUGGUAAUAUCGCAAUACACAGUCAUCUCU